This is a messenger RNA of Pelagomonas calceolata, 828 nucleotides long. NCBI's taxonomy places the organism in Eukaryota, Pelagophyceae, Pelagomonadales, Pelagomonadaceae. The record is from the annotation of a GenBank genome assembly.
AUGCGGUGCAGCAAGCUAGUCAUGUGCGCACUCAGCAGCACUCAAGCCCUCGACGAGGCACUGGUCCGCAGCGUGCAGUGCUCGAAGCAGGCGCGCAAGGCGCUGGCACGCGGCGACGUGCCGGUCGCGUGGCUCGACGUCACCGCGGCCGACGACGCCGUCGCCGAGCGCCUCGCGCCGCUGCUCGCGGGGCCGGCGCGCUGCGCGCACGACGACGACGCCUUCGAGGCGCACAACGCCCGGACGAAGCGGGAGUUCGUCGAGCUCUUCGCGGGCGACGGCCUCGACCCGGCGAACAACGAGCUCGCGCCGGCCACGGCCGUCGCGGUGGCGCGCGGGCUCGAUCUCGACGCCGCCGACGCGUUCUGCGACCUGGGCUGCUCGGCGGGCGCGCUGACCAUGGCCGUCGCCGUGGCGACGGAGGCCCGGCUCGCGCACGGCGUCGAGCUGAGCCCGCGGGGCACCGAGCGAGCGCUCCUCGCGAAGGAGCGGUGCGGCGACGACCGCGUGGAGUUCUUCCAGGGCGACCUGCGCGACGGCGUCGACCACGCGGCGUACGACGUCUUUUACUGCGGGAUCCGCGGCGUCGCGAGCCGGCCGCGCGUGCUCGGGGACCUCCUCGAGACGCUCUGCGCGCAGGACAAGCCGUACCGCCUCGUCUGCGCCGGGUUUGGCGUCGACAUCCGAGGCCUGUACGGGGAUCGCGUCUCGCUCGUACGCGCCACGGUGCUCCGGCGGGCCGGCGCCGGCGCGAGCUAUGCGGACGCGAUUCCCCUCUACGGCGAGGGCGAGGGGCCGAGGGUGUUGUUGGAGUAUAGUAUUACGUAG